This is a messenger RNA of Opisthorchis viverrini, 2498 nucleotides long. RefSeq lists its product as hypothetical. Gene Ontology annotation, biological process: protein dephosphorylation. Gene Ontology annotation, molecular function: protein tyrosine phosphatase activity. The annotation marks the transcript as partial. The record is from RefSeq and is a predicted model, not a curated record. The transcript has 12 exons. Lineage: Eukaryota; Metazoa; Platyhelminthes; Trematoda; Opisthorchiida; Opisthorchiidae.
UGAAAAACUUGCCGGGCUGUAAGGACAUUGAACAAAGUGAGGUUGAAAAAGAGGCGCUUCUUUUCCUGCGUGCUAGAAAGCGCGACGUUUCACGUGCUGUUGAGCUGUACAAAGCUAACAAGGAGAUACAGGAGUUCAUAUCACAGGUGAAAAACUUGCCGGGCUGUAAGGACAUUGAACAAAGUGAGGUUGAAAAAGAGGCGCUUCUUUUCCUGCGUGCUAGAAAGCGCGACGUUUCACGUGCUGUUGAGCUGUACAAAGCUAACAAGCGUAUGCGGUACACCGAAAAUGUGACUUCCAUCGACCCACUGGAAGAGGGAGUCAGAAAAGAACUGCUUUCAGGAAAAUUCACCGUCUUGCCAGGUACCGGGACAGACGAUCUGUCCGCUACCAUUGCCAUCUUCACAGCUCACCGCCACUGGCCGCCGUUGACCACGCAUCGAGACACGCUUAAAGGUGUUCUUUACCAGCUGGAUGUUGCAAUGAUGGAUGAGCAAUCGCAACGAAAAGGUCUCAUCGUCCUGUACGACAUGCGUGACACCAAGUACUCCAAUUUCGAUUAUUACCUGUGCAUCAAGCUACUCAAUUUAUUCAAGGGUUCCUACCCGGCCCGGUUGCGCAAGGUCAUCAUUAUCGAAGCUCCAUUCUGGUUCCGCGCACCUUUUGGCGUUCUGCGCUUGUUUGUAAAGGAGAAGAUGCGGGACCGAAUUUUUACGGUCGACCUUGACGAACUUCAUGUGCAUUUAUCCCCAUCAUUGAUCGAAUCCUGGUUUCAACAGCUGACCGAGCAUCGGCAUUUUGACUGGCUAAGAGAAUGUCUCACCAAGACCGGACAUGUGUCUCAAAUACCCAACGACUAUUUCACUAUCCCACCGCCAAUUUAUCGUAGCCUCAGUUCCUCAGGCUCCGAUCUCUUGCAAUCUGACGGCUUCUCUCGGUCCAGUCUUGGCAAUUCCCGCUACAGUUCACUCCGCUACUCUCGUCCCAUCUAUAGCCUCCGUCAGACUUCCGAACCACAGUCCGUUUUUGUGGAUCCUUAUGGAAGUCUGUCACACAACAACCCAGAUCCUGUUGUUGCCAACGGGCCUCUCUCUCGGCGUGAACAUGGCAGCCUCAAUAGAAUGCUUACAUCCAUGUACAGCAGCACUGUUCAAAGCCCCACCCGUUCCUACCAUAGUUCCCUGAACAACGACGUGAUCCUCUCACCGUUCGAGCUUCGUCAGCGCUCCCUUAGGGUUCCCAAGUCACGCAUCCGCAAUAACAACUGUCUGCACACUACCAAUUCCCUCACACUGUCCUCCAGUCCACCCCCGUGCAACCUUUUCGAUGAAUCCAAUAAAACUGACCCGCAGUCUCAAACCAGACUCUCAGUUCCGGAGUUUAUCGAACGGGUACAAACUGCCGGUCAGUUGGGUCUGUGUGCUGAAUUCGAUGCAAUGUUCAAAGACAGGCCUAUCGAUGGAUCAUGCGAUCGUUUCCUGCUAACGGAAAACCGGCGACGUAAUCGCUACCUAGAUGUCCCCUGCUUGGAUGCCACCGCGGUUGAGCUUUCGGACGGAACUUAUCUGCACGCGAACUGGGUAAAUGGGUAUCGGAUUCCACGAGCGUAUAUCCUUGCCCAAGGUCCUCUGGACACUACACGGCGCGAGUUUUGGAUGGCCGUGUGGGAGCAUCGAGUCCCCGUGAUUGUUAUGCUUACCAAAGUUGUGGAAAAUCACCGCGUCAAAUGUGCUCCCUACUGGCCCACCCGUACGUCCGUAGUGUCCACAAGCUCUUCCUCCAACCACACCUACUCUUCGCAUCGACAUUCACUAUUGAAUCACACAUCUGCCUGCUCACCUGACGCUUCUCAAGAUCGUCUUCCACCUACUUCGUGCUAUGGUGAUGUGCAGCUAGUCAACUUGUCCAAAUCCAUGGAACCGAAUGGCCUGUCUCAUCAUACCCGACUGGAAUUGCGACGAAAGCCAUCUAGUCAAACAAACGAUCGACGAGGGGCCAAACAAAGUGACUCUGUCCCUAAGGUAGGUGCAUCUUCCACAAACGAGUCAGACAAACCCUUCGAGGUGGACCACUUUCUCUACCUCGGAUGGCCUGAUUUCGAUGUUCCCACCGACUCAACUGGUUUUCUAAACUUCAUGGACCAAGUCAAAAAGUUACACGAAAAACGAUGCCAGCAGGAGUUGGGCCCAACCGAAUCGUCUUUGCAACCUGGGUCCAAAACGCACCAUCCAUUGUUGGUUCACUGUAGCGCUGGAAUCGGGAGAACAGGAACAUUUGUGACUGUGGACAUCUGUCUACAACAGGCUCUUAAUGAGGGAUAUAUCGACGUUCCUCAAGUGGUCAGUCGCCUCAGAUGCCAGCGCGCGGGAGCUGUUCAAGUUGCAAAACAAUAUGCAUUCAUUCAUUCUGCUUUGGUUUCUUCGCUAUCCAAGCUGUGCAACGGCACUAGUCCCUCCACCGUUACCAUGACUGCAAUGGCAAAUAACAUGACUUCCUGA